CGAAGGGGCCGUGCCCACACCAGAGCUGCCAUCGCCUGAAGCGAGAACGCCAAUCGGACACGAAGUUUUCCAUUGUGAAUCUCUGAGGAAGACAACGACCAUGGCUCACAGGGCAGGUAUUAUUGCAGUUCUCACAGCGCUGGUCGCUGUAACCCUUGCAAUUCCUGGAGGCUGGUCGACGAAGGAGCCCUCAUCCAGCCCCAAGUACAAGGAACUGGCCCACUUCGCUGUCGCUCAGCGUACUGAAGGUCUGCAAAAGUACGACACAGUCCUCGAACUCACAAAGGUGGAGACUCAGGUCGUUGCUGGCGUUAACUACCGCCUAACCUUCACCAUUGCCGGAUCCGAUUGCACAAUAGGUGAAGUUGAGUACAAUGCUGAACGUUGCCCGGCGAAGGAUAAUCAGGCAAAGGCAACCUGCACUGCGGUGGUCUACGAGAGGCCCUGGGAAAACGUCCGAUCCCUCACUUCCCUCAACUGCGCUUGACUUUGGAAUUUCUUGCGAAGCCUAAAAGAAAACUGUGCACUGCAUCCAUCUUUCCCACAAACAAGUGAUUGUAGAUGUGUAUAAGGUAACACAAGGUUAUGCAAUGCCAUUAAAUUAUUAGCGUACGAUGUGUAAUAGUUACCAAUGGUGAAUUGCGCAGGCCAAGUAAAAUAAAAGUUCGUGAUUUA
Dermacentor silvarum is the source of this 675-nucleotide messenger RNA. Its product is annotated as salivary cystatin-L2. Bases 101 to 487 code for a protein of 128 amino acids. The transcript has 3 exons. NCBI's taxonomy places the organism in Eukaryota, Metazoa, Arthropoda, Arachnida, Ixodida, Ixodidae. Gene Ontology annotation, molecular function: cysteine-type endopeptidase inhibitor activity. The record is from RefSeq and is a predicted model, not a curated record.